Messenger RNA from Amphiprion ocellaris (clown anemonefish), 5540 nucleotides. It is a transcript of the gene shprh, whose product is annotated as SNF2 histone linker PHD RING helicase. Gene Ontology annotation, molecular function: DNA binding; ATP-dependent chromatin remodeler activity; ATP binding. The transcript has 30 exons. The record is from RefSeq and is a predicted model, not a curated record. Bases 167 to 5119 code for a protein of 1650 amino acids. Gene Ontology annotation, biological process: DNA damage response; protein polyubiquitination; nucleosome assembly. Gene Ontology annotation, cellular component: nucleus; nucleosome. Lineage: Eukaryota; Metazoa; Chordata; Actinopteri; Pomacentridae.
GUCACGUCCUGUAUUUAAAAAUGGCGGACGUCAACACUGGUGUCGGUAAAUGAAACGUGUUUUGGUGCAUUUCAGCCUCGUCUUCAGGAGGUGUAGCUACAUGAAACCUCCUGAGGUGCAGCAGUAACAUCCGGAGCUGUCAGCGGGAGGCUCACGCAAUUUCACCAUGAGUAGCCGACGAAAGAGGGCCCCUCCUGUGAGGGUGGACGAAGAGGCCAAGAAGAGGUUGAACUGGAACAUGUUAGAGGAUCGUCAGAAUGAAGCGACUCAGGAGGACGACCAGAUGCCGACCUGCUCCGUGUUUUCAGUCGACUCCACUCCCAGCAGCACCUUUCGUACCGCCACAGAGGACAUCACGGAGGCCGCCAGCACUCGCUCUGUCCGGUUUUCGGAGGAACUUCCCGGCACGUCGUCGGAGAGCAUCUUCGCCUCCACGUCUUUGGCACUCACCGUGUUGCCGGUUUUGAAGCUGGGCCACAUCUGGAAGGCUCUGAUCGGGGAGUUCAGCGUCCGUCCGGCUUGGCUCCCAGCUGACUGUGAGCAGAGAGCGUUCACUCUGCACAGGAUGGGUGACCAGCUCUGCCUCAGCUACAGCAGCUGUGAUGAGAACUCGGGGCAGCAGUGGAGGCCUGAUGAGGACACUUGUACGGCGGAGUGUAGCCUCAGGAGGAUCCCACUGGAGGACCUGGACUGGCUGCAGAAGAGGAGGGUGGUGCAGCUCUGCCACCAGGAGAAAGAGGAGUCAGUCAAGGUGGGGAUUUACUUGCUAGAAACUGGUCUCGGGAAGCCGGAGUUCCUCAGCGAAGGAAAUGCUCGGCUCAAGAAAGCAAAUCAACUGAUGCAGAAGCUAAUGGAGCAUUAUUACGACUUUAUUAUUCCAGAGGUUGUAGAGAACGAGGAGGAGGAGUGUGACACCGACCUGGAGAGACAGAACGUGGAGGAGCUUUAUGAUUUUGUGAGACAUCUGCACCAGGAGGAGAGUCAGGAGGCGACGUACAACGUUCAGCACAAAGCUCUGAUUCCAGUUCUCAGACGCUAUCAGAGCCAGGCGGUCAACUGGAUGCUGAGGAGAGAGAAAUACAGGAACACCUCACCUAAAGAACAAUCGCUGCAUUUCCUCUGGAGGGAGUUGGUCACUUUGUGUGGCAAGAAGUUGUUUUACAACCCUUUUACUGGCUGCUUAAUUCGUGAAUUUCCACUGGCUGGCGUGGAGUGGCCUGGUGGGAUCCUGGCUGAUGAGAUGGGGCUCGGAAAAACGGUAGAAGUUCUGGCUCUGAUCCUGUUUCAUACCCGGCAGAACCUCGAGCAGGAGGCUCUCACACUGCCUGUGGGAAAAUCUGUGAACUACUUUGUUCCUCCUCCUCCGCUAGAAAGGAAGAAGGUUAUCCGCUGCAAGUCUGAAGCUCAGCCUAAAAUGAAAAUAUCCCACCCAACCGUCCGCAUCAUGCUACUCACUGCAAUAAAGGAGAUGAGAUCCGGCAAAGGAGCCUCAGUCAACGCCGUCUUCACCUACAUCCGAGCCACUUACGGCUACGACCUCCUAAAGAACCGAAACCACAUCAAGAAGACGUUGAUGAAGCUCAUAGAUGAGGGCACGGUGGACCGGGUCAAAGGUCGCGGCCUGGCCGGCUCCUUCAAGCUGGGAAAGAACUACAAAGAGACAAAGAAGAUGUUAGCAGCAGCUUCCAAGUCUAACUCCAAAAACACAGAGAGCACGCCCAGGAAAAUGUUUCAGAGACGAGCAAAGGAGAAGGCGGAAGCAGCUCUGCAAAACUCCCUUUCUGAAGAUCAGAGAGAUCAGAACUCGCCGACAUCCGACUGUCCUGUAACCGAGGAAACAAAGAAGGAAUGGGAUGAAAGUCUGAGCGAGAAAGACGACACGCUGGAUACUUCCACGGCGUCCUUACAGGAUAAAAGUGAGUCGGUUUCACAGGAAACAGGCCGAGUGGACGACCUACCUGAAGAAAAAAGAGAUGCCUCACAGCUGGAGGAGACCGAAACCCCGACCAGAGCGUCAGUCGUCCCCUUCAACACCCCCGACUAUCGCUUCGAGUGCAUCUGCGGUGAACUGGGCAUCGUUGACUACAAGGCCCGCGUCCAGUGUAUGAACUGUCAGCUGUGGCAGCAUGCGGACUGUGUGAACUAUAAAGAGGAGAGUCUUGAAACGACACCUUUCUACUGCCCUCACUGUCUGGUAGCCAUGAAACCCGUCUCCACCGGAGCCACCCUCAUCAUCUCCCCGAGCUCCAUCUGCCACCAGUGGGUGGAGGAGAUCAACCGGCACAUCAGGUCCUCGUCCCUACGAGUCCUGGUUUAUCAGGGUGUGAAGAAGCAUGGAUUCAUCCAGCCGCAUGUGCUCGCUGAGCAGGAUGUUGUCAUCACCACCUACGACGUGCUGCGAUCUGAGCUCAACUACGUCGACAUUCCUCAUAGCAACAGCAAAGACGGGCGCCGCUUCCGCAACCAGAAGCGCUACAUGGCCGUUCCGAGUCCUCUGGUGGCCGUGGAGUGGUGGCGCAUCUGUCUGGACGAGGCUCAGAUGGUUGAAUGUCCCACUGCGAAGGCUGCAGAAAUGGCUCUGCGUCUUGCAUCAGUCAACCGCUGGUGUGUCAGCGGAACUCCAGUCCAGAGAGGCUUAGAAGAUCUGUAUGGCCUCGUACUUUUCCUGGGAGUUGACCCUUACUGGGUCAAACACUGGUGGGACCAGCUGCUUUAUCGCCCAUAUCGCCGUGGAAACACAGAACCUCUGUACAACGUCGUCGCUCAGUUACUAUGGCGAUCGGCUAAAAAAGAUGUCAUUGAUCAGAUCCAGAUCCCUCCUCAGAUGGAGGAGGUGCACUGGCUGCACUUCUCCCCCGUCGAGGGUCACUUCUACCACCGGCAGCACGAGGUCUGCUCCCAGGACGCUCUGGUCAAACUCAGGAAGAUCUCCGACUGGAGCCUGAAACUCGGCAGCCUCGACCGUCGCACCGUCAACACCAUCCUGUGUCCGCUGCUGAGGCUUCGCCAGGCCUGCUGCCACCCUCAGGCCGUCAGGGGAGAGUUCCUGCCUCUUCAGAAAAGCACCAUGACGAUGGAGGAGCUCCUCAAGUCCCUGCAGAAGAAAUGUCGAGUGGAGUGCGAAGAAGCCCACAGACAAUUGGUUUGCGCCCUCAACGGUCUGGCUGGAAUCCACAUCAUCAGAGAUGAGUUUGUAGAAGCGGCGGAGAUGUAUAGAGAAGUGCUUCGUUCAUCAGAGGAGCACAAAGGACGAUUGAAAACAGACUCAUUACAGAGACUUCAUGCUACCCACAACUUAAUGGAGCUGCUGAGCGCCAAGCAUCCUGGGAUUCCCCCGACCCUGAGAGAUGACCGACUCACUGAAGAAGCCGAGCAGCUGCGACAGCACUACAUGACCAAAUACAACUCCGAGGUUGCCGACGCCCAUCAGGCCUUGCAGCCGGUGCUGCAGAACAUCAAAGAGCUGAAGCGAAAAGUGAAGCUCAACUCUCCCUGGUGGCUGGAUGUCAUUCAGAGGUCGAUCCGUUGCGCCACCGACGACGAUCUGGUGUCUCGGGUGACGAACGAAUUGACUUGCAGCUACAAACAACAAGCCUACAAAUUCUCCAUGGCUGACAAGUUCAGAGAUGCCUGUGGACUCCAGUUUAUUCUCACCACGCACAUGGAAGAUCUGAUGAAAUCUCAGAAGACUGUGCAAGACGCAGUGAAGAGUCUGGAGGGUCCGGCUUCGAAAAAAGUCAUCGAUGAGGCCACAGUUUGUCACCUCAGGCCCAUGAGACUGCCACUAAACAAUUGUGUUUUUUGCAAAGCAGAUGAACUUUUCACGGAUUACGAGUCAAAGCUGUUUGCUCACACGGUGAAAGGUCAGACGGCCAUCUUUGAGGAAAUGAUCGAGGAUGAAGAGGGGCUCGUGGACGACCGUCUCCCCACCACCAGUCGAGGUUUGUGGGCAGCCAGCGAGACCGAACGCACUCUCAAGGCUAUUUUGUCUUUUGCCAAAGCGAAACGCAUGGACCCGGAGCUGGUGGAGGAGGGAAACACUUUUAUGGAGCUGUUUGAGAACUGGAAGAAAGAAUACAAGGUGCUGCAUGAGUAUUGGAUGGUGCUGCGUAACCAUGUGUCGGCCAUCGAUGAGCUGGGAAUGGCCACCGAGAGGCUACGAGUUCGUCUGCCUGAUGAGCCGAAGCCCAAGCUGCUGCACAUCAUAGAGCCGCAUGAGGUGGAACAGAACAGAGUGAAGCUUCUGAACGACCAGGCCGUGGCAAAGUCUCAACUCCAGAAGAAGCUCGGCCAGUUUCUGUAUCUCACAAACCUGGAGAAAUCCCAGGACAAGUCUACUGGAGGGCUGAACCCAGAACCAUGUCCCAUCUGUGCCCGACCUCUGGGACAGGAGUGGGCAGUGCUGACUUGUGGCCACUGCUUCUGUAACGAGUGCAUAGCUAUAAUAGUGGAGCAGUACAGCGUGGGCUCCAGGCGGCGGGCCAUCAAAUGUGCCAUUUGCAGACAAACUACGUCUCACACAGAAAUCUCCUACGUGUUCACCACCCAGUCAUCCAGCCAGGACCAAGACAUACCGGUCAAGGGAAGCCACUCGACCAAAGUGGAGGCGGUGGUGAGAACGCUGAAAAAGAUCCAAGUGACCGACCCCGGGGCCAAGUGUCUCGUCUUCUCCACGUGGCAGAGCGUCCUGGACAUCAUCGCUAAGGCCUUGUUCGACAACAACAUGGAGUUUUCUCAGAUCAACGGGAUUCACAAAUUCCAGGAGAAUCUGUGUUCCUUCAAAUACGAGGAGAAGAUCAACAUCCUCCUCCUUCCUCUCCACACCGGCUCUAACGGGCUGAACAUCAUCGAAGCGACUCACGUGUUGCUGGUCGAGCCGAUCCUCAAUCCGGCUCAUGAGCUGCAGGCGAUCGGCAGAGUGCACCGGAUCGGCCAAACCAAGCCGACGUUUGUCCACAGAUUCCUCAUCAAAUCCACUAUUGAAGAGCGAAUGCAGGCAAUGCUGAAGACAGCAGAGAAAAGUCACACCAGCACCACCAUGAAGCACUCAGAGGCCGCCGUCCUGACGGUAGCUGACCUGGCUGAUCUGUUUACCGAAGACGCCGAACAUCUGGAGUGAAUCUGAAUGUUGGGCUGCAACUCUAGAUAAAACAUGCGAGGAGAGCUCACUCUUCACACAGCGGUCGAUGAAAAUACUCUGAUUUUGCACAUUCCCCUUUUUAUAUAAGCUCUGAAUUUAAUUCCCAAAAAUAAAAAAGAAACAGACUUUAGCAAAUCACUGAAACGUUUCUUCGAAUUUUAACUCUUUUUGGAGCCGUUGUAUUUGGGUUUCUCGUUUUCAUUGUCGUAUCUUAACAAAUUCAGGUGUUUGUAACAUUUGACUAGACUGUACAGUAUUGUUGUGUUAAUCGGUUGUAAUUAUGUGCAUUUAUAUACAGUUUCUCUGUACGGAUAGACAUGAAAAGGAAGUUUUGAUGCUAAGAAUCACGCUGAGGUAAUUCUCAAAACAUUCAGGAAAUGAAAGUCUGUCAAUGAUGGCA